UGAUAGCGAAGCCCGGGGGUUCCUAAUCAUAUCCUCGCUCACUCCCCCUACCCAAAUUCUAAAUUCUUUCCUAGGGUUAGGGUUUUUCAAUUCAGUCUCCCCUCUCUCCGCUCACAAUGAUGUACGGCGAUCCUCAACAGCAGCAGCAACAGCAGCUCGCUCCGCCCCCUCCGCCGCCGCAGCACCACCAAUUUCAGCAGCAGCAGCACCAGCACAUGGGAGAGUUCCCGCGGGGCCCACCCCAGCAUCACCAGCAGCAUCCGCCGCAGAUGAUGAUGCGACAACCGUCCGCUUCGUCGACGACUCUCGGGGGGAUUCCUCAGGACUAUCAUCAUCAGAAUCAGAAUCAGCCUCCUCAUUCCAAUUAUGAUGCACAUGCAGACAGUUUUGCUACAAAGAGAAUGAGAAAGAUUGGCCAAAGGAGAGCAGUUGAUUAUACAAGCACUGUUGUGCGGUAUAUGCAGACUCGUAUGUGGCAGCGGGAUUCAAGGGACAGAACUGUAUUACAACCGACUCCAGCUGCAGCAAUUGAUAUGUUGCCAACAGUUGCCUAUGCAGAUAACCCGUCCACAAGCUUUGCUGCAAAAUUUGUGCACACUUCUUUGAACAAAAAUCGAUGUUCAAUUAAUCGUGUAGUGUGGACUCCCACCGGCAGGCGGCUUAUUACAGGCUCUCAAAGCGGAGAGUUCACAUUGUGGAACGGGCAGUCGUUCAAUUUUGAAAUGAUUUUGCAGGCUCAUGAUCAAGCAAUCCGGUCUAUGGUGUGGAGCUAUAAUGACAACUGGAUGGUCACUGGUGAUGAUGGAGGCUCGAUAAAAUACUGGCAAAAUAACAUGAAUAAUGUGAAGGCUAAUAAGUCUGCUCAUAAAGAAUCUGUACGUGACCUAAGCUUCUGUAGAACAGAUUUGAAGUUCUGUUCCUGCUCUGAUGAUACGACAGUGAAAGUAUGGGACUUCGCUCGAUGUCAGGAAGAGCGGUCUUUGUCUGGCCAUGGUUGGGAUGUGAAGAGUGUUGACUGGCACCCUACUAAGUCUUUACUAGUUUCAGGCGGUAAAGAUAACCUCGUGAAACUCUGGGAUGCAAAAUCAGGGAAAGAGCUAAGCUCAUUCCAUGGGCACAAAAACACUGUUCUUUGUGUAAAAUGGAAUCAAAAUGGCAAUUGGGUGCUCACUGCCUCUAAGGAUCAGAUCAUCAAGCUUUAUGACAUACGUGCUAUGAAAGAGCUCGAAUCUUUCCGUGGUCAUCAAAAGGAUGUUACUGCAUUGGCGUGGCAUCCUUUUCAUGAAGAAUAUUUUGUAAGUGGGAGUUUUGACGGAUCUAUUUUCCAUUGGCUAGUCGGGCACGAUACUCCUCAGGUUGAAAUUUUUAAUGCACAUGAUAAUGCUGUUUGGGACCUGGCAUGGCAUCCUAUUGGAUAUAUAUUAUGCAGUGGCAGCAAUGAUCACACUACGAAGUUCUGGUGUAGAAAUAGGCCUGGGGAUCCCGCUCGAGACAAAUUUAAUAUGGGGCAAAACCAGGGUUAUGGUGAGCAAAACUCUACACUUGCCAAUCGCAUGGCUGGUAAUUUUCCUGGAUCUGAUCCGUCCACAACUCCUGGAUCAUUUGGUGGUGGAUUGACUCGGAAUGAGGGAACUAUUCCAGGAAUAGGAAUUGCAAUGCCGUUGUCCAUACCAUCACUUGAGACAUCAGCUCAAGGAGACCAGAAGCCACCUAUAUCAGCUUCAAUCCCAUCAGGAGCCCCUCCUCUCCCACCUGGUCCACAUCCAUCUCUCUUUUCAGCCAAUCAACAACAGCCUUAUCAGCAAAAUGCUCAGCAGCUCCAACAUCACCAGUUGCACCAACAGCAAAUGACGUCUUUACCUCUCCCCCCUCCUAACAUGUCACAACUACAACAUCCUUCCCAUUUACCUAUGUUACAACAUCCUCAGUUACCUCGUCCUCCAUCUCAGCUUCCUUCUCACAAUAUGCCAUCGAUGCCUAUGCGACCAAUGGGAAUGCAAAAUACAAUGAAUCAGAUGGGGCCUCCAAUGCCUCAGAACCAUUUUAUGAACAUGAAUCAUUUGCAUUCUGGAUCUCCUGGUGGUCCACCUCCAGGAGGAAUCCCAAACGGGAUGCAAAAUAUGCAGGGUUCUUCAAAUCCAAGCGGUAACCAAAUGUUCCCCCAAGGAGGUUCAUUUAAUCGGCCACAAGCUCCACAAAUGCCACCUAUGCCAGGGCAUAACCCGUUCCAGUCUGGGAAUCAAAAUAUUAACGCGAUGGGAGCAUUGCCUCCUAAUUUUGGGAUGCCAUCUGGAAUGCAUCCCCCACUGCCACCUGGUCCUCCACCACAUGGCCAACAGCCUCAGUAAAUGACAGUUGUUUCUAUGAAGUCCUGUAAUAUUAGAAAUGCUUGUUUCUGAGCUUCAUGGAAAAUCGGUUGAGCUGCUACUGGGUCAUUCCUGAUUUGAGCAAUUGUUUUUUUGUUUAAUAGAAAUUUAGUCGUAUAUCAGUGUUGUAAAAAAACUAUGGCACAGUCUUUCAUGUCUUGAGCUAGUAUUAGUGAACUUCAUGUAGUAGGGUAAAUGGCCUCAUUUAUAUCCAGUAUUCCAGUUAGAUAAAUUUGAGUAUCAUCUAUUCCUGAUAAAAUUUUAAUAUUACAACAUUUAUUUUGAAACAAAUAAUCCGGUUGGUAUUAUUGAACUGAAACACUCAUUGUUUACUUUAAAGUUUGGCUUCGUGAACGUUUGAAAUACCAGUUUUUAAUUUUGAGGUGUU
Molecule: messenger RNA, 2754 nt
Organism: Daucus carota subsp. sativus
Lineage: Eukaryota; Viridiplantae; Streptophyta; Magnoliopsida; Apiales; Apiaceae
Product: flowering time control protein FY
Exons: 18
Coding region: 117-2348 (743 amino acids)
Cellular component (GO): mRNA cleavage and polyadenylation specificity factor complex
Molecular function (GO): protein binding
Source: RefSeq, a predicted model, not a curated record